Solanum lycopersicum (tomato) is the source of this 2067-nucleotide messenger RNA. The record is from RefSeq and is a predicted model, not a curated record. NCBI's taxonomy places the organism in Eukaryota, Viridiplantae, Streptophyta, Magnoliopsida, Solanales, Solanaceae.
AUGAAUCCAUUGAAAUGUGCCUUCGGAGUUACUUCCGGCAAGUUCCUUGGCUUUAUUGUGAGACAUCGAGGGAUUGAAAUUGAUCAAGCCAAAAUCGAUGCAAUAUCAAAGAUGCCUGAACCUCGAGAUAUCCAUGAGUUAAAAAGUCUCCAAGGAAAGUUAGACUACUUGAGAAGGUUCAUCUCAAAUCUAGCGGGGAGAUGUCAACCAUUCAGUCAUCUCAUGAAGAAAGGUGCUCCUUUUAAUUGGGACCAAACAUGUAGCGAAGCCUUUAAAAGUAUCAAAUCGUAUCUAGCGAAAUCUCUGGUUUUGGCAGCCCCUAUACCUGGAAAACCAUUGAUACUCUACAUUGCAGCACAAGAAAGGUCUGUAGGGGCCCUGUUAGCUCAAGAGAAUAGUGAAGGCAAAGAAAAUGCUCUUUAUUACUUAAGUAGAACAAUGACGCCAAAUGAGCUAAAUUAUUCGCCAAUUGAAAAGUUAUGCUUGGCACUGGUCUUCUCAAUUCAAAAGAUGAAGCAUUAUUUUCAAGCUCAUGUUGUCCGCCUUAUUUCUAGAGCAAAUCCCAUCAAGUUUGUUAUGUCAAAACCUGUCCUUAGUGACCGACUAGCAAGAUGGUACCUCCAAUUCCAACAAUUUGAGAUUGUGUACAUCCCUCAAAAAUUCGUGAAGGGACAAGCACUAGCGGAUUUCUUAGCAGACCAUCCUAUACCAAAUGAUUGGGAGUUAACUGAUGAGUUUCCUGAUGAAGAUGCGAUGUUAAUUGAAGUUCAACCUCCUUGGAAAAUGUACUUUGACGGGGCUGCAUAUCGCGGCGGAGCUGGUGCUGGCGUGGUGUUCAUCACUUCACAAGAAGAGAUUCUACCAUUCUCUUUUACUCUAAAACAAUGUUGCUCCAAUAACGUCGCUGAAUAUCAAGCACUGAUACUUGGACUUGAAAUGGUCGUUGACAUGAAACAGUUACAUUUACAUGUCUUUGGUGACUCUCAAUUGGUGAUUAAUCAACUCUUAGGAAGUUAUGAGGUAAAAAAGCUUGAAUUGCGACCUUAUCAUGAUUAUGCUCAAAAGUUGAUAAGAUGGCUAGGGGAUGUAACCCUUCAACAUGUGCGUCGAACAGAGAAUAAGAAAGCUGAUGCAUUGGCUACUCUAGCUUCAACGCUAACCCUUCCUAAUCAAACGCAAGUAACUGUCUGUCAAAAAUGGAUAGUACCACCGUCAAAUGAGGAAGAAUAUAUUGAAAAUAAGCUUGAUCGUAUCGUCGCCAUUGUUGAAGCUGCGAAGGAAGAUUGGAGACAACCCAUCAUUGAUUACCUAUGUUAUGGGAUACUUCCAGAAAAUCCAAGAAGAAGAACUGACAUACGUCGUCGUGCACCUCGAUUCCUUUACUACAAGGAUACAUUAUAUAGAAGAUCAUUUGAGGGUAUGUUAUUACGAUGUUCGGGAGAGGAAGAAACAAUUCAAGCCCUGCAAGAAGCACACUCAGGACCACCAGAAGUAUUGCACCCAACCAUCACAUCUUGGCCAUUUGACGCUUGGGGACUGGAUAUUGUAGGACCAUUACCAAAGUCUUCUGGUGGACACUUGUACAUCUUGGCUGUAACUGAUUACUUUUCAAAAUGGGCUGAAGUUGUCGCUCUUAAAGAGGUGAAGAAAGAGAAUGUUGCAAAUUUUAUCCGAGUAAAUAUUAUCUAUCGCUUCGGCAUCCCUCGCUAUAUAAUAACAGACAAUGGCAAACCAUUUGAUAACAAGUUAAUGAACAAGAUUUGUGAUCUUUUCGACUUUAAGCAACGUAAAUCUUCUAUGUACCAUGCUGCCGCAAAUGGUCUUGCUGAAGCAUUCAAUAAAACUCUAUGCAACCUACUCAAGAAAGUUGUCUCCAAAUCCAAACGGGAUUGGCAUGAAAGAAUGGAAGAAGCUUUGUGGGCAUAUAGGACAACAUAUCGCACACCAACUCAAGCAACACCAUAUUCACUUUCUUUUGGAGUUGAAGCAGUCCUGCCACUCGAGCGUCAAAUACCCUCCUUAAGACUUGCUAUUCAAGAAGGGCUCUCUGAGGAAGAAAAUGCUUGA